UCUGCGACAGACGGACAGCGACUCGGUGGCAACUGGGAGGCAAAAGAAAGUUGCUGCUCGUGCACUGGCAGAGUGACCCGAAUCUCACGCGCAUGGGGAGGGACCAAAACGCGCGCACCCUACAUGCUGCAGAUACGCGGAAGACACGAGAUUUUCGCCGUUUGUCUCUGUCCUUCAGUGAAGCUCGCGGCUCCCCUCGCGCCCGGCCGCUGCUCGUGAAGGACUGCGAUGCACCAUUAAAUGUCGCGAGUGUGAGGUCCGUCAAAGUCACUUUCAGCUCAGUCUCCACUUCCGUGUCGAGGUCGUGUGCUCUACGUAAGCCCAUUACAGGAAGCUCCAAUCUGCGCGUAAUCCUCUACAGGAGCGCAGAUCGAAGGAACUGCGGAAGACGGAGCCUCGGGACCUGUCGUGGACAUUACAUUACAGGAACUACGUCUUGGCCGCUGUGGAGGAAUGCCAGCCGGAGUCUGUGGGUGCUGUGGGCCUCUAAGGCCUCGCUACAAGCGACUCGUGGACAACAUCUUCCCCGAGGACCCAAAGGAUGGCCUGGUCAAGGCCGAUAUGGAGAAGUUGACGUUCUAUGCGGUGUCUGCCCCGGAGAAGCUGGACCGCAUCGGAGCGUACCUGGCAGAGAGGCUGACACGAGACGUAAUGCGCCACCGCUACGGGUACGUGGUGAUAGCCAUGGAGGCUCUGGAUCAGUUGUUGAUGGCGUGUCACUCCCAGAGCAUCAAGCCGUUCGUGGAGAGUUUCCUGCACAUGGUGGCCAAGCUGCUACUCAGUCCUGAGCCGGACCUGCAGGUGCUGGGCACCAACUCGUUUGUGAAGUUUGCCAACAUUGAGGAGGACACCCCUAGCUACCACCGGCGGUACGACUUCUUUGUGUCGCAGUUCAGCGCCAUGUGCCAUUCCACACAAGAGGACGCCGAGACCCGCACCAGGAUCCGUGUAGCUGGCAUUAAGGGUCUGCAGGGGGUGGUUCGUAAGACGGUGAAUGAUGAACUUCAGGCCAUCAUCUGGGAACCUCAACACAUGGACAAGCUGAUCCCAUCACUACUGUUCAACAUGCAGGACACGGACGACACAGAGAGGGCAUCAGGAGAGGAGAAUCCGGCAUCCCUGGCCGAGAGCUGUUUCCGUGAGCUGUUGGGUCGAGCUGCCUAUGGCAACAUGAACAAUGCUGUGCGCCCGGUGCUGGUGCAUCUGGAUAAUCAUCGGUUGUGGGACCCGAAUGAGUUUGCUGUCUCCUGCUUCCGCAUCAUCAUGUACUCAAUACAGGCGCAGCACUCGCACCAUGUGAUACAGCAGGUGUUGGGGCAUCUGGACACACACAGUAAGAACACCCCUCGUGUCCGGGCCGGUAUCGUCCAAGUGCUCCUGGAAACCGUCGCCAUCGCAGCCAAGGGUUCCGUGGGCCCCACUGUGCUGGAGGUGUUUAACACACUGCUGAAACACCUGCGCGUGUCUGUGGAUGGGGAGCUCGCUGAUGGGAGACGGGGAUCCAGCAGUAGCGUGUCAUCAUCCCGCGCCAGAGACAGAGACAGCGUGUCAUCAUCCCGCGCCAGAGACAGUGAUGAAAGGAUUGUCCAGAAUGCCAUUAUUCAGACUAUAGGCUUCUUUGGGGGAAACCUGCCUGACUACCAGCGUGCUGAGGUCAUGAUGUUCAUCAUGGGGAAAAUACCGGUCUACGGCACACCCUGCCACACACUCGACACCGUCAAGAUCGGACACCAGGGCACUAAAAGGAUCCAAGCCAUGCUGCUCAACUCGCUCAUUAUGGUGACUUCGGGCUUUAAGUGUAAGACCAUGUGCGCUGGUCUACCUGCUCCCUUUCUUGAGCCGCUGUGUUCCGUUUCUCUGAUGGAAGAUUCCGAGCUCCGCCUCCUCGUUCUGGAGAUUCUUCACAACAUCAUCGAUCGCCAUGACAACCGAGCCAAACUCCGCGGCAUACGAAUCAUUCCUAAUGUUGCUGCUUUGAAAAUCAAACGUGAGAAAAUAUCCAAGCAGGAUGUUAUGUUCAUGAAGAAGCAUGGUCAGCAGCUGUACAGGCACAUCUAUCUGGGCUGCAAAGAGGAGGACAACGGCCAGAAGAACUUUGAGCUGCUUUUCACCGCGCUGGCCCUCAUCACCAUAGAGCUGGCUACCGAGGACGUCAUCAUAGACCUCAUACGCCUGUCACUAGCGCUGCAGGACAUGGCUCUGGCCAAUGAGGAGAACUUGCCGAUGUUCGUCCGCUGUGGCGUCAUGGCCCUGGUGGCAGCCUACCUCAACUUCCUCAGCCAGAUGAUCGCCAGCCCAGGCCUGUGCCAGCACGUCAGCAAGGUGAUCGAGUUGAGGAAUCUUGAGGCUCCAUAUCUACUACCUGAGCACGUGUUCCGAGAGAAGUGUCCGCUUCCAACGGCACUGCAGGCUGACGACAGGGCGGUGUUUUUUGGUGUGUGUGACAUGGCGGAGGCGCUGUGUGGAUCAGCCUACAGCGUAGAGCGGCUUCCCAUCCCUUAUGUUCCCCAAGUCACAGAUGAAGAUCGUCUGACUCGUAGGAAGAGCUUUGUGGACACCAUCUCCUUACAACUGGACAUCCUGUCCAACAGCCUACCAGACAAGGUGUGUGUGUGUGUGUGUACGUGUGUAUGUGUAGACACCACAGGUCUUGAGGAGCAGGAGAAGGAGAGGAGGCGACAGGUGAUGGAGAAGUUCCAGAAGGCUCCAUUUGAGGAGAUCGCUGCCCAUUGCGAGUCUAAGAAUAACAUGCUUCACGAUCGCCUUGCACAGAUCUUUGAGCUAACUAUCCGGCCGCCUCCCAGCCCAUCUGGCCCCGCCUCCAUCACAUCUGGCCCCGCCCACUACCAGUCUGUUCCUGUCUAUGAGAUGAAGUUCCCAGAUCUGUGUGUCUACUAGUCUGUGUGUGAGACAGUGAGAGAGAGACUAGUGUGUGUGGGAGAGAGAGAUUAGAGAUUAGUACGCACUAGUGUGUGUGUGUGUGAGAGAGAUUAGUACGCACUAGUGUGUGUGUGUGUGUGUGGGAGAAAGGAGGCCACUGUAAGAGAGUAGUAUACACUACAGCACACAGUAUAAGUCUCUCCAGGAAAGGACUCCGGAACCCCCAACUCUACAGAACUCUGAUACCCCGACCCUACAGAUACCCCAACCCUACUGAUACCCCAACCCUACAGAUACCCCAACCCUACAGAACUCUGAUACUCCAACCCUACAGGAGUCUGGUACGAGCCCCAAACCUUCUAAACAUUAAACACCAACUCAUUAAACACCAGAACUACAGAGCAAACACCUUUACCCAAACACACCGAUGGAACCCAACACACACCUUUACCCCAACACACACCUUUAGCCAAACACACCCAUGGAACACAACACACACCUUUACCCCAACACACACCUUUACCCAAACAC
Alosa alosa (allis shad) is the source of this 3411-nucleotide messenger RNA. RefSeq names its product EFR3 homolog A (S. cerevisiae) (gene efr3a). The transcript is spliced from 23 exons. Gene Ontology annotation, biological process: protein localization to plasma membrane. Lineage: Eukaryota; Metazoa; Chordata; Actinopteri; Clupeiformes; Clupeidae. The coding region runs from base 454 to 2898 and encodes 814 amino acids. The record is from RefSeq and is a predicted model, not a curated record. Gene Ontology annotation, cellular component: plasma membrane.